Xenia sp. Carnegie-2017 is the source of this 4124-nucleotide messenger RNA. RefSeq names its product GTPase-activating protein and VPS9 domain-containing protein 1-like. The transcript is spliced from 15 exons. Gene Ontology annotation, biological process: regulation of GTPase activity; vesicle-mediated transport. Gene Ontology annotation, cellular component: cytosol; endocytic vesicle. Gene Ontology annotation, molecular function: small GTPase binding; guanyl-nucleotide exchange factor activity. The record is from RefSeq and is a predicted model, not a curated record. Bases 65 to 3910 code for a protein of 1281 amino acids. Lineage: Eukaryota; Metazoa; Cnidaria; Anthozoa; Malacalcyonacea; Xeniidae.
CACAAGGUGCUCUACCAUAUCUGAAAUAGCCUUCACCCCAGAUCCCAAACUUUGCCGUUUUAAAAUGGCGGACGAGGAAGAAAUAGACGUUCUUGGGUUAAGAUCUCGUCUCCGUGAUGAAUUUGUUUUUGUUAAUAAACAAAAGCAACAUUUACAGAAAGAAUAUAACAGCAUUGAAUCUAUUAGUGACUCGCUUCUCCGUGGGUUGUGGAUUUCUGGCCAGCAAUGGCGAUAUUUGGUCAGAUUAAAGGGUGGAUCGAAUUUCGCUUAUGAGUGUGUGUAUACCUCCAGUUUGCUUGAUUCUAUACAAUUUAAAGAUGGCUACGCUUUAGUGGGCUUUAAGGAAGUCAAGUACAGCAACUUUUUGCGCGAAUUACGUGAAAAUACGGAGAUUCUGAAGAGUAUUUUCAUUCUUGCUGAUAAGUAUACUUUAAAUAUUUCUGCGUUUGUUCAGACUAUAGUACAUUCUGUGUAUGCGUCGUGUUUGUUUCCGGCCGACGAAAUUUCAGUAUUGCUAAUUGUGAAGGCGAUUAUACGAUAUCAUUUGGUGUACUCAGAACGACCCCUUAACAUAUAUCAUGAUUGUAACUCUUUUGUGGAGUUACUUGACGUCAUAUUGAAUACCUCAUUGCCAUGCCGAGCUUUCUUGGUAAUGGUAUGUCGUCAGUUUGUUUUGGAUAUUUUAUUGGGUAGUUCCUACCCUUGGACAAUUGAAGAAAAUGAGUUACUUUCAGUUAUGGAUAGUCGCGAAGUCCGUGCAAAAUUUGGUGAACCGGGGGCUCUGGGGACUAGGGACAGAAUCAAUAGUCAUAAGAUUGCAUGUUGGAUGAAUCUUGCUGAAACUGUUUAUUUAUUUUUGAAUAAGAUCAGUAAUAGUUUGCCAUGUUUACCAGACUUGCUUAAAGACAUAAUUACACACUUUUAUCAGUGCUCUUUAGAGCGUGGAUUUAAUGUAGAGAAAGCUCGUUUGAUGGUAAUGAGAUUUUUCUUCAAUCAAGUACUUGUACCAGUGCUACGACAACCACAACCUCGUAUCAUUAUUACGGAAGUUGUGGCCUCAGGUGUAGCAAAGUUUAAUUUAAUGAAACUGGCGUCAAUUAUUCAAACAUUGGUUGCCAUUGAAUGUGGGGAUAACCUUUCAAAUUUGAGUUCUGAAGCUACACAAUUUUAUGAAAACUUGGAUAAGACGGCUUUCCAUACUAUAGUUGAUGGUUUGGUUAAUCAGUCAGAUUCUGAAUUGAACAUAUCUAAACAAGACAGCAUGCCUGGAAUUUCCCGAACAUCAGUUCUCAUUUCUAAAACUGACUUGGAUUCUUUGGUUUCCUUACUUUACAAAAUCAAAUAUUUUCAAAACUCUGGCUUAGAAAGAAACAGUGAGAUGUCUUUUGAUCACAUCAUCAAUUACGAAAGUUUAGACCAUGCACUAAGUCAUGUUGAAGAUGUUCCCUCAGUUGCCGAAGACCUUGCAAAUAUGAGCAUUUCAACACAGAAUUUUGAUAUCCGUCAUGAAUUACAAACUGCUUUCAGUGCGUUCUGUGCAACGUUAAAUGAAGAAGAGAUUGUAGUGGUCAUAUCACUUGGUGUGAAUAUUAUUGACUGUCCUGGCUUGCUACCUGAGGAAAAGGUUCUUGGUUUACCUACCCCUAAACAAAGACGUAAAAACAAACAGACAAAUGUAGAUGAUCUAGUCAAUGAUCUUUCUGAUAGUGAUGUAAGCGGCGAGUCCUCGUCAGAUGAUAAACUGCUGCAAGAUACGGAAGAAGUUAAUAUCAAGUUAGACAACUUUGAUUCAACCAAAGAUGCUCUUGGACUUGGCUUUAGAGAUUCAUUUGUUGAUUCAUCUUCAAAACAACAGAUGAUCCACAACUAUCCUCCCACGAACCCCUUCGCCGCAUCCUCAUUUGCACCGUCUAUUCCUACAAAUAAUCACGAUGAUCCAUUUUCAUCAGUCGUUGUUAAUCGAUCCUCUCAAGUUAUAUCUGGACAUAAUAAUCCUGAAAAUGGAAACGAUCCUUUCACAAAUGUUGUUGUUAGGCAAACGCAGUCAUCUAACCCACUUCCUUUUAACGUGAAGGAGAAACAUCCGUCGGAGAUAUUCUCUGUAUCAAGGCCGCCUUCCCUGGUAAAAAGCCCACCUCUUUCACCGACAAAUCAAAAUUUGCUUAUAGAUCUCGGGAACACUGACGAUGCAAAAGGAAAUGAAUCAUUCAAUUCCAACUUCAGUUCAGAUGAUUCCUUUAUAAGUUCAGAAAGUCACGGUAGUAGCGGAAGUGGCACGCGUUUUUCUAGUUCUGCUAGUUCGAGUAGCGGAAGUGGCACGCGUUUUUCUAGUUCUGCUAGUUCGAGUAGCGGAAAUGGCACGCGUUUUUCUAGUUCUGCUAGUUCGAGUAGCGGAAGUGGCACGCGUUUUUCUAGUUCUGCUAGUUCGAGUAGCGGAAGUGGCACGCGUUUUUCUAGUUCUGCUAGUUCGAGUAGCGAGAGUGGCAUUUCAAAAGGAACUAUUUAUCAUAAAGGGAGAAAAGUUAGCGACCACAAUAGAAAAUCGUUGAAACAGAACAUUCAAAGUGUCAUUUCGUCACAACAAAAACGGCGCUUGGAAAACGCAAGAAAAAAGAGUCGUACAAAUAUAAAACGUUCCGAACAGUUGAAUGAUCACAACAAUUUUAUGAAAACUGUUUCUUCAGCGGGCAACAGAAUGAUGUCCAAACAAAGAGGCGAUGAGAUAAUGCAUAAAUAUGACAACAUCAAGAAGGAUCGACCACGUGAUAUUCACGCCACAGUCACGCCUGCAACGCCUGUCAAAGUGUCACGUGACGAGGAAGAUGUUUUUGUAGAUGCAAAGAACAAGUUACGAAUAAUAUUAAGUAAUGGCUCAGCACCAGUUUUUCCUGUUGAAUCAUUUGACAUAAGCAAAAAAACGAACAAGACAUUAAUGACAUUUCUUAAAGAAGAGUUAGCAGACGCAAUGUUGAGCGAUGAUUCAAUGAUGAUGGCGAGACUGCAUGAAACGAUAAGCACGUUUGAAAAACUGCCAGAAAGUCGAUAUCGUGAUGUUUUGAAUGAAUUAAAGCGAGAAUAUUUCAGCAGAAAAGUUUAUCUUUCGUAUCUCGUCCGAACUCAUCAAAGUUUAAUUGCUACACGACGAUUUCUGGAAAAAUUUCUAGAACGAAACGACAGGGAUCGAGAAGUAUGUCGACGACAUUUAAUGAUGCAAUGUGUUACCUUGGCCUUAGUGGAUCAAAAAGACAAAAUUGAUGCUUUUGCAUCAAAGUUUGUUCGUCUGCCUGCCGCAGAUGAAAAGAGCUAUGAAAUGAAGAUUUUCGUCCAAGGCAUUAAAGACGAAAUAAGAAAAACUCCCCUUGGAAAAGGUUCAAAUGUUCUUCAACAGGAAGAGAUUUUCGAUGCAGUCGACAGAUCAAUAAUUUGUCGAGUAUAUUCGUCAGCUCUUUAUUCUUUUGGCGAACCUGAUAAAAGUAGAGAUGUCGUGUUUCAUGAAAGUGUGAAGUCUUUGUGCAAGUCCAUUGGCGAAGAUUUUACAUUACUUGAAAUAAAAGAAGAAUUUCAAAACGAGGCGCCAUGGUUUUCUGCUCAAAAUGAACUCAAUUGUCUUCCGGCUUAUAAGACACCAAAAGAUAAACUCAAAUGUAUUCAGCGGUGUUGUACAAUAAUCACGAGCCUUCUGGGUAUGUCCAGCGGCGAUGCCGUUGGUGCUGACGCGUUUACACCGGUUCUUAUUUACGUUGUGAUGCACGCAAACCCCAAGGGACUGUUGACGACUGUCGACUUCAUUAAUAACUAUUCAAACGAGACUUUAACUGGUGAGCAAUAUUAUUGCUGGAUGCAGUUCUGCUCAGCUAUUCAGUUCAUAAAAAUUUUACUUGAAGAAAACAAAUCAUUAUUAGCAAUAUAGAGUAAUUUUAAAAUACAUUGUGAUGAAAGGAAGGCAAUCUCUUAUGGACGAAGAUACAUCAUUAAACUUUGCGACGUUCUGUUUGUGCAUUUUGUGAUAAAGUGAUUGUAUUUUUCUCGAAAGAAAAAAGAAAUAACUUAAGAUUGUGUUUAUUAAUGAAGAAAUAUUUGUUAAAACAAUUACUUAUGGUGAUUAUUAAAUUGUGGGAAAUUGA